ACUUGUUCUGUUCGUACAUAUCGAGCCUCUACGGGAUAUCAAUUGAGGCCCAAUCGCUCUCUCCAUUUUGACAUUUUUGUUUGCAGCCAUUGUGUUUGACUAUUCGAUAUCUCCUACGAAUUACUGCUGCUACUGCUCGUGUUUGAUCUGGUUCUUGGGGCUGGCUGUGUCUUUUCUUCUUUAACUCCGUCGGCAUUCCUCCAUCUCAGCUCUGCCGCCCCCCCCCUCCCCUGGUCACCGAUUCUCUAUCUAGAUCGUUCAGCACCGAUUUGACCAGGCAUCAUUGCGCACUGACGACCUCUUGAUAUCGGGAAUUGGGCCUGUGUCGAACAAUUUGCACGACCUUGGAGAACACAACACGGCAGCCUUGAGCUAGGAGCACAACGAAGUCUAUCACGGGAAGCGGUGAACCAUGGCCGACUCGGGGCAGUCGUCCAUCACAGUGGCCGUCCGAGUCCGGCCUUUUACAAUCCGAGAAGCAGCUUCAUUGCAGCGGAACGACGAUGGCACGAUUUUCCUCGGCGAUGGCUCCUUCGCCUCGGCACCGACUCCCAAGCUUCACCGUGGGGGCAUCCGAAAUGUUAUCAAAGUUAUGGACGAUCGUUGCCUAAUAUUCGAUCCGCCAGAGGAAAGCCCCGUCCAGAAAUUCUCCCGAACCGUCGUUCCCGCCUCGAAAAAAGUGAAAGAUCAAGUGUUUGCCUUUGAUCGAGUCUUUGACGACAACACAACGCAGGCUGAGGUUUACGAGGGCACGACCCGAGGCUUACUCGAUAGCGUCUUGGAUGGAUAUAAUGCAACUGUAUUUGCCUACGGCGCAACUGGAUGCGGCAAGACGCAUACCAUUACCGGCACAGCACAGCAUCCCGGGAUUAUUUUCCUGACGAUGCAGGAGCUGUUCGAGAAGAUUGAAGAACGCAGCCACGAGAAGUCUACAGAGCUGACGCUGAGCUACCUGGAGAUUUACAACGAAACAAUCCGAGAUUUGCUGGUGCCCGGUGGCAGCAAGGCCGGCCUGCCUCUUCGCGAGGACAGCAAUGCAGCGGUCGCCGUUCCUGGCCUGACCAGCCAUCGCCCUCGGGAUGUCCAAGAGGUCAUGGACAUGAUUGUUCAGGGCAACGAGUACCGAACCGUAUCACCGACCGAAGCAAACGCAACCUCGUCUCGAUCCCACGCCGUGCUCCAGAUCAAUAUUGCGCAAAAGGACAGGAAUGCCGACGUCAAUGAGCCUCACACUAUGGCAACUCUCAGCAUCAUCGAUCUGGCUGGCUCUGAGCGUGCGUCUGUCACCAAAAACCGAGGCGAGCGCCUGACAGAGGGUGCCAACAUCAACAAGUCACUUCUUGCUCUAGGAGGCUGCAUUAAUGCUCUCUGCGACCCGCGAGGAAAGGCACACGUGCCGUACCGCAACAGCAAGCUCACUCGACUCCUCAAAUUCUCACUCGGUGGCAACUGCAAGACUGUCAUGAUUGUCUGCGUCUCACCAUCGAGUGCUCACUAUGACGAAACCCAAAACACCCUGCGUUAUGCGAACAGAGCGAAGAACAUCCAGACCAAGGUCACUCGCAACGUCUUCAACGUUAAUCGCCACGUGAAAGACUUCUUGAUCAAGAUUGACGAACAAAUGGCCCUGAUUAACGAACUGAGAGCACAACAGAGGGAGUCUGAGAAAACCAGCUUCGCCAAGUUCCGGAAGCAGUACGAAAAACGAGACGGCAUCGCGAGAGAGGCCAUGCAGAGGCUUCGGGCUGCGUAUGACAACGCAGGUGCCGAGCGUCAGGAGCGUAUUACCUCUAUGAGAAAACUUAAGCACUUUGAGAGGCGCAUCAGUCUGCUGUCUGCGUGGAUCGCGGCCUUUGAUGCAGUUGCUGACCAGAGGGAGAAUGACGCAGAAAUGCCACAAAGCCUCGCAGCCAUUCGUAAAACUGCUCAGGGGAUCAUGCUGGAGCUGGAGAACAGCAGACAUCACACUCAUCAAAGGCUGGAUAAAUCGGCCUGGGAGCGCCAUCUCGACACAGCUUUGGCUCACGGUAUCAGACAGCUUGAACAGGCCGAGGGUGCUGAUACCGGCGAAAUUGAGAGCUUGACACGCGAGGCUGAACUUCUCAAGUCAGAGUUCAACCGCGAGGCCUAUCGCGAAGUUUUGGAACAGGAGAAAGCGGGGGAUGCUGCCAUGAUGCAGAUGCUUCUCACUGCCCAAUUUGAAAUAAUCUCGUCCCUUUCUGGAAUCAUGAUGAUGGACGAAGACAGCGCAGUGUCGCACGCCAAAGAGGCCAUUUCUCGCCUCCUACAGACUGGCCUCACGGCAGCAUCCCAGGUGGUCAAGCCCGAUGGUUCUCUGGCUGCUAUGCCUGACGCUCAUCCCCAGCCACGGCGAACGCUAAGAAAGAGAAAAUCCCUAUCUGCCUACAGACCAGUUGUGCCUCCGGCAGUCGUGGCCGUACAAAACGAACAUGUGUUUGCAACUCCCAUGAAGGCAUUGCCGAGACGGCGUAAGGCCCUCGGUAUGCCGAAAAAGGGAGUCAGCUUUACUCCAGUCAAGCGAACCACCAAGAGCCGAGGGGUCAGGUGGAGGGACGACGAGACGGAGGACGGCACACUGGAAGAUUUCGAGAAGACGCCGCAGAACCUUUUCAGCUCCCCUUCGGUGCAGCCAUCGCCAGUAGUUAAGAGCAAGAUUCCCUCGCCGCCGCAGCUGAACAGUGUUCCUAAGGAUGAUGCUGCCUCAAACGACGACUCCUCGAUAAGCCUAGAGAUGUCGGACGCACCGAGCCUUCCAAUCGCUAAGACCGGUAGGUUUCAAGCUGGCUUCCUCUCAAGGGGCGCGCGAUUCUCAUCUGUAGGUAGCGGGCUGCCCGUGUCCUCGUCACCCCCUACUUUGAGUAUGCACCUCCGCUCUUCGAGCUCUCCCGACGUGGCCAGAACGCCGCCCUUGAGAACAUCUCUAGACGGUCCUAGAGCCGAGAAUUCAUCCCCGCUCUCCUUAAGCAAGGUUCCCCGACCGAGUCCCCCACAAUACCAUCAACUGCAGUCGGUCAUGGAUGAAAAUAACCCGCCGAACGGCUCGGGAUCCGACUCUGAGUCCGGCACGAUUGAUAUGCAAAAACUCCGUAACGCUAUUGCUUCGAAAAAGCCCCGGAGAAUGAGUCUCGUGGGCCAAACUUCUGUCCCCGUGGCCAGAAGGGUGAAUUCAAUCGCCCCUCCGUCCAUCGAGAGACCACCUUCACGAUCCACCAUGCCCAUGAUGGGCAGCGCCGGCAACGGCAUCUCCCGCCUUCGAAGAGGAAGCUUGGAGCGCCGAAAGAGCCCACCGCUGUUGUUCUCAGCCCCAGAUUCAGAGGACCAUCUCACUACUGGCCAGGCGAGACGCAUGAACAUGGGAAGCAACCUACGACUGGAAAAUCUCGGAGCUGCCCAACGUGACGGGAUGGGUCUAGAAGGUCCUCACCGUGUCACUAUUAAAGUUGGGCCAGGCUCUGCCGCUGCAGGCGUCUCUGCACACCGAAGGUUGGAUAGCCGAGGAGGUAUGCCAAUUAGAUGAAGGCCAUACCGACGGUGGCCGCUUGCUUUUCCUUAUAUAUAUUACUUCCUUUAAUAUUUUGUUAGCCCUCUAUAUUUUGCCAAGCAUCGGGCUUUUUUGGUUUCACAAACAAGGAACGGCGUUACGGUAUAUUGUGCCUUUUUAGGUCACAAGAUGAUAUAUAUGAGUAUUGGCGUUGGGGAGAAGGAUUGGGCCAUAGAACUGGCAUAUGAUGAACCUAGAUGUUUUUGUGUAUGACUUGAUUGUAUGCAUACGUAUGGGAAAGAGAGGGCUUAGAAAUUUGAUUUCUUUUGCUCUCAUUCAUAAUGAUGAUGAUAAUGAUGAUACGAUCAAGUGUAUGUUUUCUCUAGUGCCUGUAAUUGGUUUUGUCUUACUCAGGCAAGUAAGUAAUCUGCUUGUAUGUAGUUUCUGGAUACCUAUUUAC
Messenger RNA from Trichoderma harzianum CBS 226.95, 3962 nucleotides. RefSeq lists its product as hypothetical. Gene Ontology annotation, molecular function: ATP binding; microtubule binding; microtubule motor activity. Gene Ontology annotation, biological process: microtubule-based movement. The transcript has 4 exons. The record is from RefSeq and is a predicted model, not a curated record. The coding region runs from base 413 to 3538 and encodes 1041 amino acids. Lineage: Eukaryota; Fungi; Ascomycota; Sordariomycetes; Hypocreales; Hypocreaceae.